Molecule: messenger RNA, 1941 nt
Organism: Aspergillus nidulans FGSC A4
Lineage: Eukaryota; Fungi; Ascomycota; Eurotiomycetes; Eurotiales; Aspergillaceae
Exons: 2
Coding region: 199-1941 (580 amino acids)
Source: RefSeq, a predicted model, not a curated record
CCGAGUGAGAGAGCUCUAUCUCCGUGCGACUUCGCAUCUUGAUUUUUGCCUGUCAAGGCGGCGCCAUCUUCUUGAAUUAAGGCUGGCCUCGACCAUCAAGCUUACGCCCCGCAAGUGAUUAUCAGCCUCAGGCCUCUAUCACUAUUGCGCCAAACAUCAAGUCUAUAUUUACACGCCUUGACCCUGAAUACCUUCAAGAUGUCCGCCGACCCAUUGUUCUACCCAUUGGACUCCUCUGUUCGGCAGGAUGAGUGGCUCGACUUAGAUGCCAUGUUCCAACUCCCUCCAGAGUAUCUAGACAGCAUUCCCACUUCCGUGGAGUCGGUGUCUCCGCGAGACCUCGACCAGUCGUUCACUGAUACAGACUUCCUGAACUGGGAGUCGGACCCCGCAAUGUGCUCACAAACCAUGUUCCCUGAUUUCGUGGGUAAUGAUGGUUAUGAUGUUCCAGUGGGAGAGCUGGGCUCUUCAGUUAUGGACUUCCAGCCAUUCAUCAACCCAAAUGAUGUCCUACGGCAAGCGCCGUCGUUUCCAAACCAGUUUGUCGACCCGGUAUUCGAGAACACAUGCCUGCCAGAUGCGCAUGAUUUCUCCUUGUUCCGAGACCUCGUCGAGUCCCAAGCUGCUCUGGACCCCCGUUGCUACUCCCAGAAGGAGAAGCGGCGCGAUGCAUCAAUCGCACUGCAUCUGCAGCGUAUGCAGGAUGAGCUAGUUUCAGAGAUGAAUACUCCUAGCCUUUCAAGCAAUCAACUCUCAUCUCCAGACUGGUCCGAAUCCUCACUCGAGGUAACGCCCGAGUGCUAUUCCCUCGCGCCAACCGCUUCAACAUCCACCGAAUCGCAAACUACCCCACUCGCUGGACCACAGUCUUGGGCUGCGCCAAUGCAGUUGGUGUUGGAUCUCAACAUGAAUGCGACAACGAAUGUACCUAAGAAGCAGAAACCGAGAUCAAAAGCUCAACGAGAGAACUACAUCAAGGCUCGAAAGUAUGGAGUCUGCGAGAAGCAUCGCAAGCAGCAUAAGAGGUGCAACUGUGUCGAAAAGGCAGCAGCCGCGCACCUCAAUGCCAAUGCUUCACGUGCCAUUGCCGGCACUCCAUGCUUGCAGACGAACCACGACAGAGCGUUCGUAAAUAAGUCGCCACAGCGCUCUGUGCAAAGCCCGACAGGCUCUGCGAUUACCGGACUACCAAGACCGGUAAGGCAGCCGGUAGAGACAACAAAACCGGACCUGUCUCCAACACAGCCAUUGGCACCUUUGGGUCGCGCUCAGAACACCAUAAGACGGCGUGUCAACGCUGCGAAUGUCGGUGUUCCAAGCCCGCUAAACCAUCCGGUAAGGGUGACAAAGCCAGAUUUGUCUCCUACGCAGCCUCUGGCAACUUCCACUCGCGGUCAGCACGUUGCCAGACAACCAAUCUUUAUACAGAAGUCGAAUAUCUCCUCUGCACUUUCGCAGAUCCAUGCUUCACCUACAAGCCACGACAGAGCUACAGCUCACAUCACGCCGCAAGGCGCGCACACCGGCGGACUGCUCAAGGCACCCGCUCUAUACAGACACAAGGACGGUCUGAACAAGCAGAUUAUCAGAAUAGAGUCUGGCGGAGAGCAAAUUCGUCAAACAAUCCAAGUUACAGGUACUCAGACAACGCCUGGAUGUCGUGGUAUGCUCAAGGUACACAGCCUGAGAGCUGAAGAUAUGCCUCUUACCCGACGCGCAGGCGGAAUUGAGCGCCAGAUUAUACAGACCACUUGGUUUGCACAUAUUUCUAUAAGUCUCGUUCAAAAAGCAAGCGCCACCAUCCGCAGCGCCGCAGUUGGCCUGCUUUCUCACUGGCAAGGCUUAACGACGCUUUCUUCGGCGGGCCACCUUCUCGGUCGUCUUGCUGUGUCCUCAUCUAAGCUCUUUCUACAGUUUAGAAAGACACUGGGGAUGAUUUAA